GGCGCGGGGGGGCACCGGUUCCUGGUGUCCGGUCCCCCCCUCCCCUCCCCUCCCCUCCCCCGCUUCUAACCCCCGUCCGGCUGCAGGGGGGGCACCGGGCGAACGCGGCUUCGACGAGGACGACUCGUUCGACAGCGACAGCACUGCAGCACUGCUGGGCGCCCGGCCCCUUCAGGACGCAUCCCCACCCGGCUCGGCCACCGGCCUGGAAGAGCUGUUCCCCCGCUACAGCAGCCUGCGCCUUGGCUCCCCAUGCACCCUGGCACAGCCGGAGCCCCCCCGCCAGGUCCUCGAGCAGGAGCGUGCCCGCCGCAGGCACUGCGAGCGCCAGAUCCAGGACCUGCAGGCCCAGAUAUUGGCGCUGCAGCAGCAGCUGGCCGUGGCCGUGGCCGCUGACCAAAGGAAGGACUCGAUGAUCGAACAGCUGGACAAGACGCUGGCGCAGGUGGCGGAGGGCUGGCGGCGCCAGGAUGUGGAGCGCAGCGCGGGGCUGCGACGCCUGCAGGCCACAGCUGAGGCCAGCGCCCUGGCCCUGGAUGCAGAGACUCAGCGAGCAUCGGAGCUGGCUGGGCAGCUGGAGCGGGUGCAGGCAGUGCUGGAGCGGGCACGGGAUGAGGCCACACGGCUGCGCCAGGAGAAGGCUACCUUGGAGGAGGAGGCAGCAGCACAGGGGCGGAGCCUGGAGGCAGAGCGGGAGCGGCGGCGGGGCCUAGAGGCAGAGCUGGAGCAGGGGCGGGGCCAGCUGGCUGGGCUGGAGGAGCAGCGGAGUCGCGGGGAGGAACGCGAGCGGUGGCUGGACCAGCGGUGCAGCAGCCUGGAGCAGGAGGGCGCCGCCCAGCGCCAGCGCCUGGAGGCAGCAGAGCAGCAGGCAGCCCAGGCCCAGGCAGAGUUGGCGGAGGCCCAGGCCGAAGCCCAGCGCCUGGGCACUGAGCUGGAUGCGGCCCGGGCUGAGCGUGACACGGCACAGCUGGAGAUGAGCCUGCUGCAGGCGCGGGGGGCGGCACAGAGGGCACAGCGUGAGGCCGAGCUCCGGGCAGUGUUAGAGCAGGAGGUGACAGAGCGCCUGGGUCGGGCCCACGAGGAUGCCCUCCGCCAGCUGGGGGCUGCCCGUGAGGCCCAUCGAAAGCAGCUGCUGGAGCUGAGCGCGCAGCAUGAGCGGGAGCUGGCUGCGCAGCUGGCCCAGAGCCGGGCCGAGCUGGCUGAGCGCGAGGAGCGGGCCCGGCGCCAGGCCCAGGACUACGAAGACAGGCUGGCGCAACAGGAGGCGCUGACACGGGAGUUGCGGGCCGGGCACUGGCGGCUGGAAGCCCAGCGGGCCGACACAGUGACACGCCUGCGGGCGCUCAUGGAGGCACAUUGGCACGAGGCCCUGCAGCUCCUGUUGGGCUCCAGCAACAUCUCUGCCAGCUCCGGAGAAGACACGGGGGCCCGGGUGGCCUCCCCCAGCCUCCUUUCCGCUCCACGGCCCUCCGCCCCCCACCCCUCAGAGCCUGAGUGUCCCCCAGCUGAGGGCCUCUUGGACCGGCUGCCCCAGCCUGGGCCCCCCAGCCCCCGUGCCAGCCCAGGCCUGAUGGAGCAGCUGUUCCCCGAGGACAAGGGGAGGGGCAGCAGGGGCGACUCCCCCAUCCCAAGCAGCCCAGAGAGGGGGCGGGACCCCGAUCUGCAGCGCUGCCUGGCCCUGCUGCUGGGCUGGUCCCCGGGGGCUCCCCUCACUGGGGGGCCCGAGGGUGGCCUCCAGCCUUCCGCUCCCGCCUGGCCUGGUAAGAGGACGCCCAUGGGGGGGCGCUGCAGUGCCCUAGGGGUCUUGGUGCCCCCUCCGCUCACCAUGUGCCCCCCAGGUCCUUUUGAGGGUCACCCGAGGGCCCCCCUGGGACCCCCCCCCGCAGUCCGCAAGACCAAGGUGCCUGUCCUUCAGGCUGACCCCGGGCCACGGGGUCCUGGUGAGUUGCCCCAUGCCCCCUGCCCCAAUGCCAGCAGGGCAUGCCAUGGCCCGCCCCUCCAGCUUACCCGUUCCCCCCCCCCGGCGCUGUACGUCUCCCCGGACCCUGCCCGCCCGCCCCGGCUGGAGGUGAAGGCAGAGGGGAACCAGGCCCACCUGGGCUCCUGCAGGGCCGUAGACCCCCGGCUGGCAGAGCCCCCGCGGAAGGAGGUGGCUCCAGCCCGUCGUCUCGAGCGAACCCAGGCAUUUGGGAAGGCGGGCAGAAAGCCGGCCCCACACGCCCCACCAGGUGCCCGCAGCACCAAGGCAGGGGGUGGCGCCUGGCGAUGAGCUGAUUGAACUGUGUGAUUGAACUCCCGGUGUGACCAGAGCAAGAUGUCCGCCUCGUGGGGGUGGGGCCGGGUGGGUUGGCCCGCCCCCUUGUUGCAGGAGCAGCACCCCAUGGUGACCCCGCCAGUGCCUUCCUGCCAUGCUGGUGGCACUGCUCAGACCUGAGUCGCCUGCCACCUCCUGAGGAAGUACAUAGCGCCCCGGCUGUCUGCUCCCAGCUGCAAGAUGGCUGC
Molecule: messenger RNA, 2502 nt
Organism: Alligator sinensis (Chinese alligator)
Lineage: Eukaryota; Metazoa; Chordata; Crocodylia; Alligatoridae
Gene: CNTROB
Product: centrobin, centriole duplication and spindle assembly protein
Exons: 16
Coding region: 413-2269 (618 amino acids)
Biological process (GO): centriole replication; centrosome separation; mitotic cytokinetic process
Cellular component (GO): centriole; centrosome
Source: RefSeq, a predicted model, not a curated record